Elgaria multicarinata webbii is the source of this 273-nucleotide messenger RNA. RefSeq names its product SEM1 26S proteasome subunit (gene SEM1). NCBI's taxonomy places the organism in Eukaryota, Metazoa, Chordata, Lepidosauria, Squamata, Anguidae. The transcript has 2 exons. The record is from RefSeq and is a predicted model, not a curated record.
AUGGCAAACGAGGAAACCGAUGAGCACAAGGAGGCAGGAGAAAGGAGCAAGCAAGCUGGGAGGAGGCUAAAGAUAUUGGAGAAGAAGGCUAUGGAUUUGGGGGUUCUGGAAUAGGGUGAGAAGUUUAAGGUGUUCGCAGGCAAAGAAGACUGGGCUGGCUUUGAUGCACACCUGUCAGAGGGCAGCAUGGAUGUCAACAAUGCUGAAGAUGAUUUCUCCAAUUGGUUAAGAGCGGAGUUAGAAAAACAGGGAUACAAGGUGGAGGCAUCCUAG